This is a messenger RNA of Lotus japonicus, 1647 nucleotides long. RefSeq names its product selenium-binding protein 2-like. The transcript has 7 exons. NCBI's taxonomy places the organism in Eukaryota, Viridiplantae, Streptophyta, Magnoliopsida, Fabales, Fabaceae. The record is from RefSeq and is a predicted model, not a curated record. Gene Ontology annotation, molecular function: selenium binding. Bases 62 to 1525 code for a protein of 487 amino acids.
GUAUCUAGUCAUUUCUUGCUAUCACAGAGACACAGAGAGAGAGAGAGAGAGAGAGAGAGAGAUGGCUACUGUGUUGGAUCAUGGUGUGGUGAAUGAGAAAAAAAGUGUUAAUGGAUGCUGCAAAUCAGGGCCAGGUUAUGCUUCUCCGAUUGAAGCCAUGUCUGGUCCCAGAGAGUCUCUGAUUUAUGUAACUGCUGUCUAUGCAGGUACCGGAAUUGAAAAGCCAGAUUAUUUGGCUACUGUGGAUGUGGAUCCAAGCUCUCCAACUUACUCAAAAGUGAUCCACAGGCUACCUGUUCCUUAUGUGGGUGAUGAAUUGCACCAUACUGGCUGGAAUUCUUGCAGCUCUUGCCAUGGAGACCCAUCCGCGGAGCGACGCUUUCUCAUUGCACCUUCACUUGUAUCAGGCCGUAUAUAUGUGAUUGACACAAAAACAAAUCCAAGGUCUCCAUCUUUGCACAAAGUUGUUGACCCUGCAGAUAUCAUACAAAAGACUGGAUUAGCUUAUCCACACACAUCUCAUUGCCUGGCUUCCGGUGAGCUAAUGAUCUCAUGCCUCGGAGAUAAAGAUGGGAAUGCUGAAGGAAAUGGAUUUCUUCUUCUUGAUUCAGACUUUAAUGUCAAAGGAAGAUGGGAGAAACCAGGACACAGUCCAUUAUUUGGGUAUGACUUUUGGUACCAGCCGCGGCACAAUACUAUGAUUAGCACAUCCUGGGGUGCUCCUACUGCUUUUACCAAAGGUUUUGACUUACAGCAUGUCGCUGAUGGAUUGUAUGGGAGGCAUCUACAUGUAUACAAUUGGCCCGGGGGCGAACUGAGACAAACAUUGGACCUUGGCAACACAGGGCUCUUGCCUUUGGAGAUAAGGUUCCUACAUGAUCCUGCUAAAGACACCGGUUUUGUUGGGAGUGCAUUGUCAAGUAACAUGAUACGGUUUUUCAAAACCCAAGAUGGAUCAUGGAGCCAUGAGCUUGCAAUACCAGUGAAACCACUGAAAGUGCAAAACUGGAUUCUUCCUGAGAUGCCUGGGCUUAUAACAGAUUUUCUGAUUUCUCUUGAUGACCGGUUUCUGUAUUUCGUAAACUGGCUUCACGGGGAUAUAAGGCAGUAUAACAUUGAGGACCUUAAGAAUCCUGUGCUGACUGGCCAACUAUGGGUUGGAGGCCUUAUCCAGAAAGGAAGCCCUGUAGCAGCUAUAGGAGAAGAUGGUAAAACUUGGCAAUCUGAUGUUCCAGAGAUUCAGGGACAAAAGCUGAGAGGGGGCCCUCAGAUGAUUCAACUGAGCUUGGAUGGGAAGAGGCUGUAUGUUACUAACUCACUGUUUAGUGCUUGGGAUAAACAAUUUUAUCCAGGGCUUGUAGAGAAAGGAUCCCAUAUAUUGCAGAUUGAUGUUGACACUGAGAAAGGUGGCCUGAAAAUCAACCCCAACUUCUUUGUUGACUUUGGAGCUGAGCCUGAUGGUCCUGCCCUUGCCCAUGAGAUGAGAUAUCCUGGUGGUGACUGCACUUCAGAUAUAUGGAUUUAAGUUCAAAUGUCAUAUUAGUGUUUAUUUUCAUUUUUAAGAGUUAUAUUCACCUCCAAAACUUCCAUGUCUCGGAUCAUUUCUUUGUGAUUACCACCAAACUUAAUAAAUUGUAGGGUUAUAUA